Molecule: messenger RNA, 2490 nt
Organism: Exophiala spinifera
Lineage: Eukaryota; Fungi; Ascomycota; Eurotiomycetes; Chaetothyriales; Herpotrichiellaceae
Exons: 1
Coding region: 1-2490 (829 amino acids)
Cellular component (GO): endomembrane system
Molecular function (GO): acyltransferase activity
Source: RefSeq, a predicted model, not a curated record
AUGGCCACAGCCAAACCAGCCCUUGAGCCUGCUGCAGGCUUCUCGCUCGAAUCACGGGCAGAGCGUCCUGAUCGCGUACCAUUACAAAAAGGACAAUAUUCAAUCGCAUCAAGAGCGGUAGCUUUAUCGACAUACUUUUUAUCUGGAGCACUUGCUAUCAAUCUCUCCCAAUUUUUAGGAGCCCCCCUGGCUCUGGUCAAUCAAGAUUGGUACAACGCAUGGAUUGCCUUCACGAAGCAGUCCUUUGGGCUGCUUACAAUGACUCUAACUCAGACAUUUGCGCCAACGAAGGUCAUUGUGUCCGGCGACGCAUCUGUUCGAGGCCAACUUCUCAAGUCUGUCGACGGCGACCUUGUACUCAAUUUUCCCGAGAGACUUGUUCUCAUCGCGAACCAUCAAAUCUACACUGAUUGGUUGUAUUUGUGGUGGAUAGCUUAUUGCAACGGCAUGCAUGGGCGGUUGUACAUCAUCUUGAAGGAGUCCUUGAAAAGGAUUCCAGUAUUGGGAUGGGGCAUGCAGUUCAAUCAGUUCAUUUUCCUCAAGAGGAACUGGGAACAAGAUCGUCCCAAUAUGGAAACUGCUCUUCAAAAACUCAACAAGGUCACAGAUCCCAUGUGGCUCCUCCUGUUCCCUGAAGGUACUAACCUUGCACCGAGUACUCGUGCGAAGAGCGCCGCAUGGGCGAAGAAGAACAACAUCACAGACACUCGACAUGUCCUGCUACCACGCAGCACCGGCCUGCACUUCUGUCUCGAGCAACUCAAGGACUCAGUCGACUAUGUAUAUGAUUGCACGGUGGCUUACGAAGGUGUAUCGCGAGGACAAUUCGCUCAAGAUAUAUUCACCCUUAAGGCGGGUUAUCUCGAAGGACGACCACCAAAGUCUGUGAGCAUGCAUUGGCGUCGGUUUGCCGUGAAAGAUAUCCCACUUCACAAUGACAAGGCCUUUGAACUUUGGCUUCUUGCCCGUUGGAGGGAGAAAGACGUCCUCAUUGAACAGUGGUACCAGACCGGUAGAUUUCCCGCAGACAUGGGUGUGACCAAAUAUAAAUCUGGUAAGACACUUCGGGGCUGUGGACACAUGGAUGUACCCAUCCGCUCAAGCCACUGGUAUGAAUUUCUGCAAAUAUUCGCCCCCAUGGGCAUUCUUGCCAUGGUGUUGUACAUCUUCUACGGCGACCUGCCACAGCGAUUCUGGAAGAGUAUUAAUAAAGAGGCGCUCCAAUCUGGUACGGAGGAUGUGAAGAGAGCAAGUGCACAAGCUGGAAAGCAAGUGAAGUCUGCGUCUACUUCGCUCAGCGGCUUGACCCUCGACUCUUUCUUCGAUCCCACCCAGCAACAGGAGACGUUCAAAGCAGGUGCUCUGGCGGUUCAGAAGCUGCUCAACUCACCGUCAGCACAAACUUUGCUCAACCGUGCGGAUUUCAUCCAGCAAUUCCUCUCGGAUCCGCAGAAGAUGGUCACCGAGAGCAUUACCGACAGACAACAAAACUUUAUGCAUCAACUGGCGGAAGAGGAAGCAAGGAGGCAGCACGGUCGAACAACCAGCGUAAAUGGGACCGGGAGAAAGGGGUCAAGGCCAAUCAUGAACGGCACAACAGGUGUCAAGGGUACGUUCUGGUCUCAGCUUGAUGCUGAGGAAAAGAAUCGUCAAGGUUCAGUUGUGUCAGAAACAAUAUCAAAUCAACCGACACAAAAGGGGACAUUCUGGAAGGAGCUGAAAGCAGUAGAGGAAAAGAAGAAUGCUCCAGCACACAAAGGCACAUUCUGGGACGACAUCAAGAGAGAAGAGAAUACCAGAUACGGUACCGUUGUCACAUUGUCCAGCAACGCUUCUACGGCUGUGGCAUCGACGAGUUCAACGUCCACGAAAGGAACCGCACCAAAACUUGGCCCACGAAAGAUGGCUCCUCGUACUGCCGUACCGAAGAUCGCCACCGCGAAGAAAUCAAAUACCUCUGGUGCCGGUGCUGGCACAAUGGCACAGAUAUCAGCAUCUCCCACCAAGGCAAAGAAGCCAACAAGUACACCGGUGCGAACAACCAUGCCUGCCAACGCUUUAGAGUCUAAAUCGACAAACGUAGCAUCAUCAAAAGAAACACCGAAGCCGACAUCAAAUGCCAGCUCUGCACUACCCAAGCAAUCGAAAGCGACCACGACACGCACGCCUCCGAAGCUCGGAUCAAAACCAACACCAAAACCAAAACCCAUACCUGUCUCGGAAUCUAAACCGUCAGCCAGCAAUGCCACUGCUACAACAUCGAAGUCAGGCACUGGACUGAAAAGCAAACAUUCUGCUCCUCCUCCGGGCCCAAAGCCUGCACCGAAACCUUCCAAGGUCACUCCAGCUGCAGAAAAUCCUGGAGUGGCAGUGAAGAAACCGGUAUCGAAACAACCAUCAAAUACGACGUCAGCCACAGCCGCGUCGUUGACCCCGUCAAAACAGGCGACAAAGACGAAUGGGCCGCCAAAGUUGAAAAGCAAGUCUUGA